GUUCACUAUAAUAUCGUAUAGUUCAUUAAUUAUUUAUGGUUAAAUGGGCAUUUUUGACUUUAAAUGUUACUGUAGGUUCAAAUAGAUAGAAUUUUAGAACUCAUUACGUGACGAUAUUAAAUUUUUGUAUUUAGUACAUAAUGAUAUCCAUACUGGAUCAGUUUGAACAGGGCGUUGAAAAUUCAUAUAAAACAGCAUCUACGUCUAAACAAUUAAUGGAUGAACAUUUUGAUGGUGAUGCAGAAACUAGAAAAAUUCCUAUUUUGUCAAAGAAGAAAGUAAACUUUUCUCCGAAUGAAAAAAUUUCUCAAUUAUUAGUAAGCAACGAGUAUGUUGUAUUAGCUUUGGUUAAUAAUGUAUUACAGCGGAUAAAUUUAAAACAAGAUAGUAUUGAAGAAAUUGAUACUUUGAAAACGUCAUCUCUCAAAGUAAAGCAAUUAUUUCUUGAUCCUUUUGGAGAACACUUAUUAAUUUCAUGUGGGAAUAUAAAUAGUUCUCAUCUAUUUUAUGCUACUAAACAAUUACCUAAACUCAAACCGGUUGGUAAAUAUCAGGGUUCAGAAAUAACUUCUGUGGCUUGGAAUUAUGAUCUUAAAGUGAAGUCUACAUCUAGUACAACUGGACCUAUAUUGCUUGGUAAUUCAUCUGGUACAAUAAUUGAAACACAAUUGGGAACGGAAUUUGAUAGAUUUUUCCAAGGCAGUGUUGUUCAGUAUUGGAAAGAAGUAUUUGAUAUAAGUAAAGGGCAACCUACUCCUAUAAUCGGUCUUCAAUAUCAUAAAGUUGGAAAUUCAGAUUUAUUUUAUAUUUUGGCAAUCACAUCUACAAAGUUAUAUCAAUUUGUUGAUAAUGUAUUGAAUAAAGAUGAAAGGCCGAUGUUACAACAAAUCUUCAAUAAUUAUUUGACUAUUCCAGAACGUUUUUAUGAAGUUCCCACUGUGGUCAAACAUAGCAAAUUAAAUUUUUAUUUCUUGAAUAAUGACUUUACUGUUCCUAAGUAUUUUGGCUUCCUUACCGAGCUUGGAAUAUUUUUUGCAGAGGUUGAUAUAAACAAAGAUGAUAAGACAAUAUUUAGUUCACAUGAACUUAUAGAGUAUAGUCGAUUAUAUGGAAGAGAAGAUGAUGAUUUUACUGUACCGCUAUCAAUGACAUUCACACGGUACCAUGUAUUGUUGUUGUAUCCAGAAAAAGUCUUAGCCGUUUCAUUAGUAGCUCCUGCUGAUCGCAGUAUAACACAAGUGAUGGAUGAAGAUUAUUUUUCUGAUGGUCAUGGUAGACUUUUGAAUGUAACAAAAGAUUUAAUUACUGGAACAAUUUGGCUGUAUGCUGAACGUGCAGUUUUUAGGUAUAAAAUAACUAAAGAAGAUCGUCAUGUUUGGAAAGUUUAUUUAGAUAAAGGAAUGUUUGAGGAAGCUAAGGAAAUAUGUCUGAACAACCCUUACAGAAUGAAUCAAGUGUUACUUAAACAAGCAGAAAAUCUUUUUGUUACUGAGCAAUAUGAAAAAAGUGCAUUAAUAUAUGCUAGCUUAGAUGUUUCAUUUGAAGAAAUUGUUUUGAAAUUUUUACAUUUAAAUGAAAAAAAGCCAAUCAAAUUAUUUUUAGUCAAAAAAUUAGAAAGUCUAAAGCCCCAGGAUUAUACAAAAAUUACAAUGAUUACACUAUGGUUGAUUGAGCUGUUUACCACUGAAUUAGCAGUACUUAGAAACAAUAAAAAAGAAAAAUCAAAAGAAUAUAUUGUGUUACAAGAUUCAUUUAAACAAUUUUUAUUGCAACCUAUUAUUCAAGAUUGUGUUCACAAAAAUUGGGAAAGUAUAUAUGAUAUAUUGGCUAGUCAUGGCGAUGUGCAAUUUAUGAUUUGGUUAGCAUUAGAAAAUCAAGAUUAUAGGCGUGUUGUACAACACUAUUUAAAUGAAGAAAAUAUUGCUGAAGCAUUAAAUAUAUUGGAUAAUCAUCCAUUCAGUGAAUUAUUUUAUACAUUUUCUUCUGAUCUUAUUGAAAAAGCUCCAGUACAGACUGUAUCUAUUUUAAUUAAACAGGGACAUAAGUUAGACCCUUUAAAAGUCAUUAAUGAAUUAAUCUUUCCAAAUUCUAGCGAAAGAUUAGCUUUAGAAAUAAUUAGAUACUUAGAAUAUAGUAUUCAUUGUUUGAACUGUAACGUAGAAUCUGUUCAUAAUUACCUGAUAUCUCUUUACAUCAUAUACAAUAAAGAUAAGUUGAUGAAUUAUCUAAAACUACAAGGUCGGGAGAUAUCAGGUAUAAGCUAUAAUCCAAAAUUUGCAUUGAGAUUGUGUCGUGAACAUCAUUUGGAAGAAGCUUGUGUACAAUUGUCUAUUGUUUUGGGUUUAUGGGAAGCUGCUGUGGAUUUAGCAUUGAAAGUCAGUAUUGAUUUAGCUAAAACCACUGCUUCAUUGCCUAAUAAUGACAUGGAAUUAUCAAAAAAACUUUGGCUCAAGAUCGCUCAAUAUGUGGUUGAACAAAAUAAUGAUAUAGAACAAGCCAUGCAUUUCUUAGAGGAAUGCAAGUUUAUCAAAAUCGAGGACAUCUUACCAUUUUUCCCAGAUUUUGUAACAAUAGAUCAUUUUAAAGAUGCAGUUUGUUCAUCUCUUGAAGAAUAUAAUCAAGACAUUCAAAAUCUUAAAGAAGAAAUGGAAGAUGCUACUAAAUCAGCUGAAGUAAUAAGGUCGGAAAUUUUGUCAUUUAGAAACAGUUACAUGUUAAUCCAACCAUCAAAUGUGUGUAGUAGCUGUCAGGAACAAUUGGCAACUAAAGCAUUUUAUACAUUUUCUUGUUCGCAUAAUUUUCAUGCAGAAUGUUUGAUCAAAGAAAUGCAACCAUACAUUGAUUCUAGUACAUUAAAUACAAUAAAGGAUUUACAAAAUCAGCUUAGUACCAUGUAUCAAAAUAACAAAGAUUCUUCUCAGUCAAUUAAAGUCAUUAGUCGACGAGAUAAAGUUAAAGAAUCUUUAGAUAAAUUGUUAGCAGCAGAAUGUUUUUUCUGUGGUGAUAUUAUGAUCAGUCUCAUCAAUAAGCCUUUUAUAGAAGACGGUGAUUUUGAAAAGAUAAGACAAGAAUGGGAAUAAAAUGAUUUAGUCAAUACCAAUUAAUACUUAAGUAAUAAAACUACUAAAUAAUAAACUUAUAAUGUAUACACUUUUUUUUUAUCCUAUUUAACAUAUAAUUUUAUAACUAUUGAAAUAAAUUAUAAUAUAAUUUUAUAUAAUUAUGAUUCAAUAUUUUCUUUAUAAAUUAUGAUGUACAUGUUAGUGUUUAACUGCGUGAACAUGAAACUCAACUCCAAGAGCAUUUUAUUUAAUUUGUAUUUAUAAUGAUCUCAAAAGAUUAUUAAAUAUUAUCUAUAUUAAUUAUU
Messenger RNA from Sipha flava (yellow sugarcane aphid), 3367 nucleotides. It is a transcript of the gene dor, whose product is annotated as vacuolar protein sorting-associated protein 18 homolog. The record is from RefSeq and is a predicted model, not a curated record. Gene Ontology annotation, molecular function: protein binding; protein-macromolecule adaptor activity. Lineage: Eukaryota; Metazoa; Arthropoda; Insecta; Hemiptera; Aphididae. The coding region runs from base 141 to 3080 and encodes 979 amino acids. Gene Ontology annotation, cellular component: endosome; HOPS complex. Gene Ontology annotation, biological process: endosome organization; endosome to lysosome transport; intracellular protein transport. The transcript is spliced from 18 exons.